GAGCUGCAGACAAAAGCGGCGUGGGCUGCCGGGUGGCCCCGCACAGACGGCCGGAGCGGUGAAGGCUGUGGCAGCUGCUGCAGCAGGGCUGGGGCUGGGGCUGGGGCUGGCAGCCCGGGCGGCCGCGAGCGGCAUGGGCAAAGGCGGAGAGCAGGGAGAUGAGUGCUCCGCCGAACGGGAUGCACCAGUGCUGCCCACCUACAGCUGGGAGGAGGUCCAGAAGCACAACCUGCGCACCGACCAGUGGCUGGUCAUCGACCGCAAGAUCUACAACAUCACCCAGUGGUCCGGCCGCCACCCGGGCGGACACCGGGUCAUCAGCCACUACGCUGGCGAAGAUGCCACGGAUGCUUUCCUUGCCUUCCACCAGGACCUGCAUUUUGUGAGGAAGUUCAUGAAGCCCCUGCUAAUUGGGGAGCUGGCCCCUGGGGAGCCCAGCCAAGACCGUGGCAAGAGUCCUCAGAUUACAGAGGACUUCCGAGCCCUGAGGAAGACUGCGCAAGACAUGAAGCUCUUUGAGGCCAACCACAUGUUCUUCCUCCUGCUCCUGGCCCACAUCAUCAUCAUGGAGAGCGUUGGCUGGUUCACCAUUUUCUAUUUUGGCACCGGCUGGAUCUCAACCAUCUUGACAGCCUUCAUCUUAGCAACCUCCCAGGCCCAGGCUGGAUGGCUCCAACAUGACUAUGGCCACUUGUCAGUCUACAAGACAACCAGGUGGAACCACUUUGUUCACAAAUUUGUGAUCGGCCACCUCAAGGGAGCCUCGGCUAACUGGUGGAAUCAUCGGCACUUCCAGCACCACGCCAAGCCCAACAUCUUCCAGAAGGACCCCGACGUGAACAUGCUUCAUGUCUUUGUCCUGGGCGAGUGGCAGCCAGUGGAGUACGGCAAGAAGAAACUGAAAUACCUGCCUUACAACCACCAGCAUAAGUACUUCUUUCUGAUCGGGCCACCAUUGCUCAUUCCGAUGUACUUCCAGUUUCAGAUCAUCAUGACCAUGAUUGUGCGCAAAGACUGGGUGGACUUGGCAUGGGCCAUCAGUUACUACACCCGCUUCUUCAUCACCUACAUCCCUUUCUAUGGAGUCCUGGGAUCCCUCUGUUUCCUCAACUUCAUCAGGUUCUUGGAGAGCCACUGGUUUGUGUGGGUCACACAGAUGAAUCAUAUUCCUAUGGACAUCAAUCGGGAGAAGUACCAAGAUUGGCUCAGUAUCCAGCUUUCAGCCACUUGCAACGUAGAACAGUCCUUCUUCAAUGACUGGUUCAGCGGCCACCUCAACUUCCAGAUUGAGCACCAUCUCUUCCCCACCAUGCCACGUCACAAUUACCACAAGGUCGCCCCCCUGGUCAAGUCUCUGUGUGAAAAGCAUGGCAUCCUUUACCAAGAGAAGCCCCUCAUGAGAGCCCUCCUGGACAUUGUGGGGUCCUUGAAGAAGUCAGGAGACCUCUGGUUGGAUGCUUAUCUCCACAAAUGAAGCCCCCCCCACCCACCUUUAGGGACCUGUGGGGAAGGGAGGCAGGGACUGAGCAGCACGUUUGGGUUCCAGCAACCCAAGCUCCUCCAACAGGGCCCAGGGCCAUUUCAGGAAACCCCUGAGAGAGCCCCCCACGACAUCUCCUCCUUCUUUUGUCUCUCUGCCUCCCCUUUUCUCUCUUCUGUCUCUGUCUCCCUCUUUCCUCUCUCUCUCUCCCCUUCAUUCUCUCUUUCUUCACUCUUUGUCUGCCUUCUCUCUCUUUCUUCCUUCCUAUCUCCAUCUCUUCUCUCUCUUCUCUCACUCUCUCUUCUCUUUCUUCUCUCUUCUCUCUCUCUCUCUCUCUCUCUCCCUCUCCCUCUCUCUCCCUCUCCUCUUUCUUUCUUCACUCUCUCUGUCUUCUCUUUCUUCUCUCUUCUCUUUCUUCUCUCUUCUCUCUCUCUCUCUCUCUCUCUCUCUCUCUCUCUCUCUCUCUCUCUCUCUCUCUCUCUCUCUCUCUGUAGCACAGUUCCAUUCUCCUGUUUCCUGGCAUCUGGCAGUGGCUGAUCUGACCUGGUUUUUUUCAGGGGAUGGGGGUGUAGUGGUCAGGAAACAUGAUGGGCCCUUUGGCUGUUGGAGUCAAUAGGAUCCAAGCCUAAAUGUUGGGUCUCAUUCCUCAUCACAUUCCAAGUCUGGCUUCUGCUGGCUUCACAUGACAGGCCGCCCUCCUUCUUCACCCUGCCCAGCUCUUUCUUCCUCGAGGAAACAAAAGAGAUGGACUGUGUUGUCUUCAGUCUCCAGCUUCCCCCCGCCCCCCAGCCCCCAGCCCCUGCCUGUCGUCAGGGUAGGAGGCUUCAGCCAGUUGCUGGCCUGGCCUCUGGGUCUCAGCCCAUCACUUUUUGCACCCCCUGGGACAUUCAAUCAUCACUAGCCCUCAGACCUUCUCUUUGGGGCCUACUUAGCCAGGCCUUCCUUGGAGAGGCCCUCAGCCCUCAGUCCCACUGGCCAUUUCACACUGAGCCUGAGCAGCUCACAAACGGCCUGCUGAUUUGUCCUGAAGUGUGGGUUGUUCUUAGGCCCAGAGCCUUGGGGGCCCUCCCUCAGAGGAUUGGCCUGCUGUGGCAGGAGGAACACCAGAUGUGGAAUAAGGAGAUCUGGGCUCAAAUUCCAUCUCAGUGACUUACUACCUGUAUGAUGCUCAGAAAGCAAUUUGGGCUUCAUUUUCUUCUGUCAAGUGAGGGGAUCGGACUGGAUGGAGCCUAAGGUUCCCCCAAGUCUGAAGCCCUGUGAACCUGUGACCAGCUCAGCCUGGUUUCAGAUUAGAAAUGCCCAGUGCCCCCUUUCCUCCCGAGAGCAUCACUGGCUACCUCUUUCCCUACAGAGCUGGUCCGAAAGUUAAAACUCUGCUAACUUCCAGUCCAGCAUCCCCCAGCCCCAGGUCAUUAGGUCCGAGGGCCUGUCUCUCGGGUUGCCUUUUGAGACUGGCCAGAACAAAUGGGCAGCUGAGGCAGCCGUUCAUCCUGCCUUCUUUGAGUAUCUCUGGAGGGUUUUCUGCCUUCCCUUCAGGAGUGUUCCAACCCUGGAGUCCGAGGGGUUCGCCUACCCCCACUCCCAGCACAGCAUUAAUGCUCGGUGCCUAACUGUGGGAACAUCCAUUUAGAAAGCUGGGAGCAGGGAGGAAGACCUUAGAGAUUACUGAGAGUCCAAGCUCGCCCUCUUUUACAGACGAGGAAACUGAGGCUCAGAAAGGCUUGCCUGAGAUCACACAGGUAGUGAGGAGCGUGGCUUCCAACCCAAGUUUUCUGGCCCUGAAUCUGUUGCUGUUUCUACCAGACUGAGUUGUCUUCUCUUUGGAGGAAUAGCCUUCGGCCUCAGGCCGCCUCUCUCAGGCACACAUCACAGUGGCCUUAAGAUAUCGGAAGGAAUUCUCCGAGUUCUCCUUUUUCGACCCAGAUGCUGGGAGGGGCUGCUUCUUAGGGGGGAGUCCAGAGUCCAAACAUUGCCUCUGAUCCUGUAAUGGGGGUGGGUGGUGGUUGGAUCUUCCCUCAGGUCCCCCUUGUACAUCCAGGACCAAUGCCAAUGGGGGAUUUUCAGGCUUCUUUCCCCAUUUUGGGCCUCACUUUUCUCUCUAUAUAAAAUGAAGGGGUUGGGCUGGAUUUCUAGAGUCCAAUAUCCAGGAUCUCCCUUUUCUACAAGCACCAGCAUGAUCUGUCUCCUCUCACAGACCUUCCUUCCUAGUCCACAGCUGAGGAAAGCCUGGUCUUCUUAGUCCUGGGAGAGGUCUUGUUUCAUUUAGUGUUAAACUAGGGAGCCCCGGGAAAUGGCAUUUUUGGUUCUGGGACCAGGCUCUCUUAGAUAGAUCUCAGAGGGAAGAUGAAGCUUCAGGUGGUGGGGAUGGACAGUCUAGCCUUGGUCUUUGAGGAAACCCCUGAUAAGGGUAGAAGGUGAUGGCUGCCCAGGGAUUGUUGGGGUGGAGGCAGUGCCAAGUCCCACCCUAUUAAGAAGAUUCAGGGCAUAAGGGAGAUAAAAUGGAGGGAUUCUCAGUUGCCCCUUCUUCCCCUCCCCAUGCUGGGCAAGAUUUUGCCAAUCCCACAGCAGGGUCCCCUCUCUGCUUUAGAAAUGCCCAGUCCUACUUGCUACCCUUAGAGCAGGAUGUAUGAGACUCACAAACUUCUGUCUUCUGGGGCCCACCGAGGGCUCUCUGUCCCUUAGUUAUCUGCUCUGAUAGCUAUUUUCAGGUUGAGCGCAAGAACUAGAUUUAGGCUGGUCAUGUUCCUGUGGACCACCCCCCCCCAUUCCAAAGGUGUGGGGUGGUGGUUAAAAGUAUUCGCUGUCCAUAGCACUCCCUUUAAAAGUUUUAACUAGAUUAGAAUGUAUGCUGUUGUCAAUGGAGGGGUCCUUCAGUGCUGCCCUCCCCGCCCUUCUCCCCCGAUGUCCCUGAGCCUGCUAGAGGGGGCAGGUUGGUUGGAGAUGGUAACAUGGAAGUGAGCCCUAAAUCCUACUUGCUCAUCUGAUCUGCAGAGGGCCCUUGUACAAGGAGAGGCCUGAGUGACCUGGAGGUUUGGAGGAGGAGAAGGGAAGGGACCCAGAGAAAGGAUUAAAGAUUGAGAAGGAGAAAGUGAGGAAAGGAGUUUGUGCUGGAGGAGGAGAGUCUAAGAAGGUGAGGGAUGGAGAAGGGAUGAGGCAGCUAACAGUCCAGGUGGGAGCCCAGGGGGAUGGGAGGAGUGCCUGGCAUCCCUGUCCUCCACAUCAGGGUCUCUAGCCUACUGACAGAUCUGUUCUCCCCGUGAAAAUGAGGAAGGUGAUGUUUUAGGUCCAUAGUGUGGCAGCCUGGGAUGGAAGGCGGCAGGCAGGAAUAAUUCCCAUCUCUAGCCAAGCUGGCGUUUCUCACUUGGGGCUGGCUCUUCCUCCCUGGUGGUAGUUCGGAACUGAAUGUUCUUCAUGUUUAAAGGGACCUUUCCUGACCCCCUCACCCCGUCCUCAAGCCACUGUCCCCUUUCCCCCCAUGGAGGCAGAAUUCUUAGGAAACAAGAACUGAUUUUAUGACUUUCCAUCCCCUCCCCCACUCCCCCCGCAAUGCUUUGGGAACGAAUGAAAGGCUUGUUUUGUUCUGGUGUUCUGGUUACUCAAUAAAAAUCAACCUUUUGUGUUAA
Trichosurus vulpecula (common brushtail) is the source of this 5103-nucleotide messenger RNA. It is a transcript of the gene FADS2, whose product is annotated as fatty acid desaturase 2. NCBI's taxonomy places the organism in Eukaryota, Metazoa, Chordata, Mammalia, Diprotodontia, Phalangeridae. Gene Ontology annotation, cellular component: membrane. The record is from RefSeq and is a predicted model, not a curated record. Gene Ontology annotation, biological process: lipid metabolic process. The transcript is spliced from 12 exons. Gene Ontology annotation, molecular function: oxidoreductase activity, acting on paired donors, with oxidation of a pair of donors resulting in the reduction of molecular oxygen to two molecules of water. Bases 134 to 1474 code for a protein of 446 amino acids.